Molecule: messenger RNA, 940 nt
Organism: Drosophila erecta
Lineage: Eukaryota; Metazoa; Arthropoda; Insecta; Diptera; Drosophilidae
Exons: 2
Coding region: 228-869 (213 amino acids)
Source: RefSeq, a predicted model, not a curated record
GCAGCACGUUUUUCCCAACGAUUUGGUAGGACCGAGUUUUCCUAUAAGAGCAGGGCACAAGGCAAAAUCACUUUCGAUCUGAAUUCACCGGGACUAGUCGACUGAUUUCUCUAUUUAAUUCUCUAUUUUGCUGGCCAAAAAGUUAGAUUGUGCUCUUUCCAAGUUUCUUUGUUUUUCGGUCACAAAGUUGAAUUGAAUUUCGAUUUGAGUUUCCGAAGCAAUACGAAAUGCCGAAGGACGUGGCCAAAACCAAGGGCGGCUACAUAGCGCUGAGGAAUGAUGCGAGCGACGGGAAGCCCGGAACAUCGAAGCAGAGCAGGAAUUCUAACAACAUUGAGAGUAAGCUGAAGGAGAUUAAGGGGCAGAAGCCGCACUUCACCAACUUGGCCGGCUGCCUGACGGAUCUGGUGACUCCAGUGACUCCAGUGACGGCCAAGGUCAUGACCAAUAAGACCAAGAACACGGAGAUGAAUCCGGCUGACCAGAACAGCGACGACGAUGCUGAGGACCAAGGCGAUUAUGGUGGUGCUGGUAAGAGCGCAGUUGCUGGUGCCGCUGAUGCAGAUGCGGAGCAGAAGAGCACGCUGUUUGCUGAUACCAUGGCAUUCGUGGUGCAGCCGGAUGGCUCUCACAAGGUGUUAACCUCGCGCGACCCGGUGAGCGAGGAGGAGCAGAAUGCACCCAUGCGUGAGAUAAUCGUCGGCGAUGGCGUGCUCGUCAUCUUGACCGGCGACAAUGGCGAGGUGGUCUACCGUCCCGAUGACUCUGUUAUCAUCGAUGUCGAGGAUAGCCGCGUCUUCGUGGUCGGUGCCCAGGAGAAUGAUGUUACAUACAUCGAGGAUGACGAUGGCACCGGGAUGGAGGAGUAGUGCGUGCGGGGACCGGAUGCCAAACCAAACGAGCCAAAUAUACUGUUUACACUAAUUGAAUUAAAUAAAUA